This is a messenger RNA of Ahaetulla prasina, 1384 nucleotides long. RefSeq names its product nuclear receptor subfamily 2 group E member 3 (gene NR2E3). Gene Ontology annotation, biological process: cell differentiation; positive regulation of transcription by RNA polymerase II; negative regulation of transcription by RNA polymerase II. Bases 16 to 1029 code for a protein of 337 amino acids. NCBI's taxonomy places the organism in Eukaryota, Metazoa, Chordata, Lepidosauria, Squamata, Colubridae. Gene Ontology annotation, molecular function: zinc ion binding; RNA polymerase II cis-regulatory region sequence-specific DNA binding; nuclear receptor activity. The transcript is spliced from 6 exons. The record is from RefSeq and is a predicted model, not a curated record.
CAGGUUGGCAGUGGAAUGUGCCCCGUGGACAAAGCGCACCGAAACCAGUGCCAAGCUUGCCGCUUGAAGAAAUGUCUCCAGGCAGGAAUGAAUAAAGAUGCGGUUCAGAACGAACGCCAGCCACGCAGCACGGCUCAUGUGCACCUCGACUCCACAGACCUCCAUUCGGAACAGCAGCCAGAACAUGUGGCCGUCACUCAGGGGGUUCCAACACCACCCCACCCUUCCCUGCAGAGCCACAGGGUCCCCCCCGGCUGCUCUGUAAGUGGGGUUUUGCGGGCCCAAGCGUUAACUCCCUCCAACAGCCACCGUUUCAUGGCCAGCCUGAUGACGGCAGAGACCUGUGCCAAGCUGGAGCCAGAGGAUGCAGAGGAAAACAUCGACGUGACCAAUAAUGAGCCAGAACACGCGGGCUCAGAAGCUCCCCGGUCCCCACAUCUGGCCACCGGCCCUGAAAGCGUUUAUGAAAUCUCUGCCCGACUCCUCUUCAUGGCUGUGAAAUGGGCAAAAAACCUUCCCGUUUUCUCAAACCUACCUUUUCGUGACCAGGUGAUUUUACUGGAAGAAGCUUGGAGUGAAUUGUUCCUGCUUUGUGCUAUCCAGUGGUCUUUGCCUCUGGAAACCUGCCCCCUCCUCUCUUUGUCAGAGCUGACCUCCACCUUCCACGCCAAGGCGGCGUCUGGAGGAAGGGACAUAUGCGCGCUGCAGGAAAUAAUUGCACGCUUCAAAACUCUGGCGGUGGAUCCGACUGAAUUUGCCUGUUUGAAGGCCGUUGUUCUUUUUAAACCAGAAACAAGAGGACUGAAGGAUCCAGACCAGGUAGAAAAUUUGCAGGAUCAAUCCCAGGUGAUGCUGGGACAACACACUCAUAUACAUUAUCCUAGUCAGCCAGUCAGGUUUGGAAAAUUACUACUGCUGCUCCCUUCGCUGAAAUGUAUUACUUCGGAACGCAUCGAGGUUCUCUUUUUCCGCAGGACCAUUGGGAAUACCCCGAUGGAGAAGCUGCUGUGUGACAUGUUCAAAAAUUAACAGGCAAAAGUUUUUGGAGGAGUGGCUGAAAUUCCUAAGCUGGUUCCUUCGUUUGAAAAACCUGGAUCCGAAAUGGAAGCAGGAGGAGAGGCAGACGAGAAACCUGUCCUGAUGUUUGGGGAUCUGGGCUGGAAGCCUUAAGUGCUGCUAUUCAGAAUAGAGCUGGAAGGGACUCCUGGAGGUCUUCUAGUCCAAGUCAUUUCAAUUAUAUAAGGCAUCCCACAGCACAAAAACUGCUUCUGAUUCACUAGUGCAAGAGACAACCGUGUGGGAAUGAUACUGUUGGAACUGUAGCGUUGAACUAUUGAAUGGAAUCCAAAGCUAGUCAGUUGUUCUACGUUCAAUUAAACCAGGG